Molecule: messenger RNA, 5796 nt
Organism: Phalaenopsis equestris
Lineage: Eukaryota; Viridiplantae; Streptophyta; Magnoliopsida; Asparagales; Orchidaceae
Product: histone acetyltransferase HAC1-like
Biological process (GO): positive regulation of transcription by RNA polymerase II
Cellular component (GO): histone acetyltransferase complex; transcription regulator complex
Molecular function (GO): zinc ion binding; chromatin DNA binding; transcription coactivator activity
Source: RefSeq, a predicted model, not a curated record
AAAGGUUCUUUUCAAAAUAAAAUUAGAACUCUCUGGUCGGGAGAAGUCAAUACAGCCAAGCAAAAUUCACCCCGGCAAGCUGGCACGUUAGGGCACUAAUUCCUGUUCUUCCGAAACAGAAGGAAAGAUGCAAUCUUAGAUUACUCGUUUCAGUUCGAGUUCCCCAAAGAUCGGAAAUUGAUUCCGAGCUUUACCUCCCAACCUCGCCCAGUGCCAUUGCGAAGUUACUGAUCGCGAUCACGACUUCUUUUGCUGGCAGUCAAUCGCCUCUGCAGCCCUCGGCGAAUGCGCGCAGAGAGAUCAAUGUACAAGCAUAUUUUUGUGGGGGCUCUCCCAAUCAGGCUGGUCAGCUGGUGUUCGGGUCAUUUCGGAUAGCAUUUAAUUUGUUGUCAUUCUAAAUGCAAAAUCUUGGCGUUUAUGCGCAUAGAAUGGAUCCCGAGCUGUUGGACAAGCAAAGGAGGACAACACAGGAUUACAUAAUUCAACUUCUUCAGCGAAAGCAUUAUAAUUCAAAUUCAGAAGUUAUGCAGAGAAUACCUGAGCUUGCGAGGCGCCUUGAAGAGCGAAUCUUUAGGGAUUCUCUUUUACAGGGCGAGGACUACAUCAAGAUGUCAUCGACUAUGAUCGAACAACGGUUACUGGGGAUAACAAAGAUCUUAAAUAACAGCCAACAGUCCCAUUAUAUAGCACCAUCAGCUGUGAGUACAAUGAUUCCAACACCUGGAAUGCCCAAUUAUGGAAACAAAAACUCUGUGGUAUCUCAAGGAAACAACAUAAUGUCUGCCAGUGCUAAUGGAUCAGUUGGUAUUAGUCAAACCGGCUCUUUCAACACAACCACUGGGACAAUUUUAAAUGGUUAUCAGCAACCAACAUCCAAUAUCGUCCAAAAUUCUGGUGGAAGCAAUAUGUUGUCAUCUAUGAACAUGAUGCGCCAAUCCAACCAAAUGAUCCCAACCCCUGGAUUAAGUAAUCAGCAAUCUGUGCCUAUAAACUCUGAAUCUUCCAGCGGAGUUCGAUAUUCUACAAUGGAUACCUCCAUGGUUUCACAACAACAAACCAAGCAAAAUUUUGGAAAUCAGAACAACAACCAUAUGUUGCAUGGUAUGAGGUCCAACAUACAGCAAAAGCCUUCUCCCUAUAGUUUCACCAAUGGAAUCAUGAAUGGUUCUACUGUUUCUGAAGGAUAUCUUUGUCCAAAUCCUUACGGGGUUUCUCCAAAGCCUUUGCAGCAGAACUUGGAGAAGCAGCAAAAUCAUACUUUUGUGCCAACAUCAAUGUCACAGCAAAUGCUGCCUUUGGUAGGUGAUGGCUAUCCUAUGAAUGCUUCUGAUCUCUCUGGAUCUGCAAACAUAUAUGUUGCCGGUUCGACUGCUUUAUCAUCUUCGAAUAGUCAAAACUUGAACCCAGAUAUGAAUUUUAAAUCAAAACCAAACCACGGAAUGCUCGCUUAUCACACAAGUCUUUCAUCAAUGCAGCAAACUCCUCACCUGAAACCUCAAAAGCUCGACAUUUCUCAAAAUACGAGUUUCCAAACUGCCCACUCAACUCAAGAACAACUUCUUCAAUCUCAACAACAGAUACAAACAUUUCAGCAUCAACAAUUUCAACAGUCUAACCCGCCAAAUUCACAGUUUGUUCAGCAUCAAAGAUAUCAACAUAAUCAGCAGCUUCAACUUAUGUCAAAUACAGAUAAUUUGAGACAGUCUUCCAUCCCUUCAAAUUUUGCAGGGCAGCUACUGCCAGAAGUUGGUAUUGAAUGCAAUAAUGAAUUAUUCCUUCCACAAACUAAUGAACAAUUUCACCUUUCUGAAUUGCAAAAUCAAUACCAGCAGAAUUUUUUCUCUGCUAAUUUAUCCAAAGGUGCUCAUAAAUUUCAGCCUUUAUCUUCCCAUGCUUCGCAUCAGAUUUUACAAGCGGAGGGACAGACCGCUGAUUCACAAAAUGAGCUUGGUUGUCUUUUGGUGGGAUCACAAACUGAUGUACCUUCUCAGCAACUUUGGAAUCCCCAGCCUGAACAAAAACCACUAAUACAAGAGAAUAUCUCAUUUGAUCCUCAUAAACAGGAGGAAUUUCUCCAGAGAAUUGCGGGGAAGAAUGAAUUACAACAACCUGAGAUCUCUAAAAGGCUGUCCUUUGAACCUCUUAGGACUAACCGGGAACGAAAUUAUUUUAACCAGAAGAGGUGGCUGUUACUUAUGCUUCAUUCUCGUAAGUGUCCAUCCCCUAAAGGACACUGCAAGGAAGUGAACUGCGUUACUGUUCAGCAGCUAUGGUUGCAUAUUGAGAGGUGUGAAUCAAAUAACUGCACGUUCCCUCGCUGUUCUCCAUCGAAGAAACUGUUUAAUCAUUACCGUACGUGUAAAUCUGUAGAUUGUCCUCUAUGCCAUCCUGUUCGUGAGUUCGUAAUGUCUGUGAGGGCACAAAAUCAUAGAACAUUGGAUGCUGGUUUGGCGAACAAGUUGAACGACUUGGAUUUGGUGGCAAUUAAAGCAUGCUCGACUCCGAAGGAAACAUCUGAUUGUCAGCAAUCUUCAUCCAAACGAAUGAAGGUUGAGCAUCCUUCUACUCUCGUAUGGAAGACAGAAUCAUCUCUGGUUUCUGUUCCUCAAACUAGCCAAAUUAAACCUCUUUCGGAGACACAUUUCAGUAAUUAUGAACAAGUUGUUGCAGGUUUAUCUUGUAAAUCUGAAGUUUUUGAGAUGAAUAUAGAUAAAUCAAUGGUGUCUGGACAGUUUCCUAUAUCUGGUAGUGAACUUGAUGAUACGCCGAACAAAGUCCUUUCUGCAAAAACUGCUGCUGAACUCCUCAGAAAGAAGCUGAGGUUUAUGCCAAUAAGGAAAUGUUCAAUGGAGAAAGAUAAUUUUAUUUCUAAGAUGGAGAGCAAUCAGGAUGCCAACAUACCACCAAUUGAUCCCACUUCUGUCAGCAAAUCUGGCAAACCGAAGAUAAAAGGUGUAUCUUUGACUGAAUUAUUCACUCCAGAGCAAAUCAGGGAGCACAUUACCAGUUUGAGGCAAUGGGUUGGCCAGAGCAAAGCCAAGGCGGAAAAAAAUCAAGCCAUGGAACGUUCGAUGAGUGAAAACUCGUGUCAGUUGUGCGCCGUUGAGAAGCUUACCUUUGAACCUCCUCCUAUAUACUGCACACCAUGUGGAGCUCGUAUAAAGCGAAAUGCAAUGUAUUAUACUGUGGGGACUGGCGACACCCGUCACUACUUCUGUAUUCCGUGCUACAAUGAGGCUCGUGGUGACACUAUUGAGGCAGAGGGAUCUGCAUUUUCAAAAUCAAGGCUCGAGAAAAAGAAAAAUGACGAAGAAACCGAAGAAUGGUGGGUUCAAUGUGACAAGUGUGAAGCCUGGCAACAUCAAAUUUGUGCUCUUUUUAAUGGAAGAAGGAAUGAUAGCGGACAAGCUGAAUAUACGUGUCCCAAUUGCUACAUAGAGGAGAUAGAAAAAGGCGAGCGCAAGCCUUUGCCUCAAAGUGCCGUUCUUGGGGCUAAAGAUUUGCCGAGGACUCAUCUUAGCGAUCACAUCGAACGCCGUCUCUUUCGAAGUUUGAAGCACGAAAGACAAGAGAGGGCGAGGCACUUUGGAAAAAGUGUUGAUGAGGUACCUGGAGCGGAAUCGCUUGUCGUGAGGGUCGUGUCAUCAGUUGACAAGAAGUUGGAUGUGAAACAGCGGUUUUUGGAAAUUUUUCAGGAGGAAAACUACCCAUCAGAGUUCCCUUAUAAAUCCAAGGUAGUAUUGCUGUUUCAGAAGAUAGAAGGUGUAGAAGUAUGCCUUUUUGGCAUGUAUGUCCAGGAAUUUGGUUCAGAAUGUCAAUUCCCUAACCAACGGCGUGUGUACCUGUCUUAUUUGGACUCGGUAAAAUACUUCAGACCUGAAAUAAGAACGGUAACUGGCGAAGCCCUGAGGACUUUUGUGUAUCAUGAAAUUCUGAUAGGUUAUCUUGAUUACUGUAAAAAACGUGGUUUCACAAGUUGCUAUAUAUGGGCAUGCCCUCCUCUUAAAGGUGAAGAUUAUAUCCUAUAUUGCCAUCCUGAGAUUCAGAAGACUCCAAAAUCUGACAAAUUAAGAGAAUGGUAUUUAUCAAUGCUUCGUAAAGCCUCUAAGGAAAACAUUGCUGUUGGUCUCACUAACUUAUUCGAUCAUUUCUUCGUAACUAUUGGUGAAUGUAAGUCGAAAGUCACUGCAGCACGGUUGCCAUAUUUCGAUGGUGACUAUUGGCCGGGUGCCGCAGAAGAUAUAAUAACUCAACUGCAGCAAGAAGAAGAUGGUAGAAAGCAACAAAAGAAAGGGAAAACAAAAAUUACGAUUACAAAAAGGGCCUUAAAAGCUGCUGGCCAUACUGAUCUUGGUUGUAAUGCAUCUAAAGAUGCACUUUUGAUGCAGAAGCUUGGCGAAACCAUCUCUCCCAUGAAAGAAGAUUUUAUUAUGGUCCAUCUGCAGCAUGCUUGCACACACUGCUGUGUUCUAAUGGUGUCCGGAAAUCGUUGGGUUUGUAAUCAGUGCAAGAAUUUCCAGAUUUGUGAUAAGUGCUAUGAGGCAGAACAAAAACUUGAUGACAGGGAUAGGCAUCCUAUCAACAGCAGGGAGACCCAUAAUCUCUACCCCAUUGAAAUUACCGAUGUUGUCGCUGAUACGAAAGAUAAAGACGAGAUUGUUGAGAGCGAGUUUUUUGAUACAAGACAGGCCUUUUUGAGUCUUUGCCAAGGAAACCAUUACCAGUACGAUACGUUAAGAAGGGCCAAGCAUUCUUCGAUGAUGGUGCUGUAUCACCUUCAUAAUCCGACCGCGCCUGCAUUUGUGACGACUUGCAAUGUGUGUUACCAUGACAUUGAAACCGGCCAGGGAUGGCGGUGCGAGGUUUGCCCAGAUUUUGAUGUAUGCAAUUCAUGUUAUCAAAGAGAUGGUUCUAUUGAUCAUCCUCAUAAGCUAACGAAUCAUCCUUCCAAUGCUGAUCGCGACGCGCAAAGUCAAGAAGCUAGACAGAAACGAGUACUGCAGCUACGGAAAAUGCUCGAUCUUCUGGUUCAUGCUUCUCAAUGCCGUUUCCCGCAUUGUCAAUAUCCCAAUUGCCGCCGAGUCAAAGGACUUUUUCGCCAUGGCAUAAACUGUAAAAUUCGUGCUUCAGGAGGUUGUGUGCUCUGCAAGAAGAUGUGGUAUGUGUUGCAACUUCAUGCCAGGGCCUGCAAGGAAUCAGAAUGCCAUGUUCCUCGCUGCAAGGAUUUGAAAGAGCAUCUUAAGAGGCUGCAGCAGCAGUCGGAGUCGAGGCGGCGGGCGGCAGUGAUGGAAAUGAUGAGACAGCGAGCAGCGGAGUUGCAGGGAACGGACGAAUAACUGUACAGUUUGAUAUUUUAUAGACAAAAUACAGAGAGAGAGAGAGAGCGAGGACGAAGCUCUGCUUUCUUCCAGAAGGAAAGAAGUUGAUGGAAUGGGAAAGAUGAGAGCUGCAGCUUUCUCAUCUGGGAUUUCUGUGGAUUCUAACCCAUUCUAUACCAACCUUGCAAAGCAAAAAGGGAAGAACUUUCGGGUUUAAUUGUUCGAAUCGCGGAGGGAUGAGAUUUGCAAUUCUUUGAUUUAUCAGGCAUGGCAUUGCAUUGCAUUGCCUCCACUUAAUAGGGUAGCAUUUGUAAUAUAAAAAAAUUGUUUUUUUUAUUUUUUGUAAUUUUGUAUUUUGGUAGUGAGCCCUGUAAUUUCUUUUUGUUGUUCAUCUGUCAUUUCAUGAUUUAGGAAGGGAAUGAAGGGGGAAGACAGCCUGUAGUUAUUUUAUGCUGUCCCUUUUUUUUUUGUAGAAUGA